UCCGCCCUCUCUUUCCGCGGUUCCUCACUGCGCUGCCCCCGGUGCCCUGGACCCCGCAGUCUGCUAACCCCGGCCGCGCUGACUGGGCACUGGCCGGGCGCGUCGCCCCUCGCGGGACCGGCGGGGCCUCAGCGGCGAGAUGGGCCUGAGCCCCGCCGCCGCGGGGGAGUGCGGGCUCCGCGUCUCUAAGUUCCCCCGGUCCCGCUCCAAACCCGCCUUGAGAACUGCAGGUAUGGGACCAAAAGACAACCAACCUGCUUCUGGCCAUUCAGCUGUGCCCCAGGAAUGGGAAUCCGUGGGAUCUCAAGCCUUCGUCCAGCUCUUGCCCAAGCAGCCGCAGCAGGGCGUGUUAGAACAGAGCGGAAGCGUCCAGCAGGGGGAGAAGCUCAUAGUUAAGUUGGAGACAACACCCAACCAGAAGAGGGCAGAGUCGAAUUCAACUCCGAAGCCUGGGAGUGCAGGCAAAUUGACAAAGCAGGCAGCUGAGGGUAAACCAAAACCCAGACCUGGAGACCUGAUUGAGAUUUUUCGAAUUGGCUAUGAGCACUGGGCCAUCUAUGUGGAAGAUGACUGUGUGGUCCAUCUGGCUCCCCCGAGUGAGGAAUUUGAGGCUGGCAGCAUCACUUCCGUCUUCAGCAACCGGGCAGUCGUAAAAUACAGUCGCCUGGAGGACGUGUUGCAUGGCUGCUCCUGGAAGAUCAACAACAAGCUGGAUGGGACCUACCUGCCCCUGCCCGUGGACAAGAUCAUCCAGCGUACAAAACAGAUGAUCAACAAGAUAGUGCAGUACAGCCUGAUUGAAGGGAACUGUGAGCACUUUGUCAACAACCUCCGAUAUGGCGUGCCCAGGAGCCAGCAGGUGGAGCACGCCCUAAUGGAAGGAGCGAAGGCUGCCGGGGCAGUGAUUUCAGCGGUAGUGGACAGCAUGAGGCCCAAACCAGUGACUGCCUGACACUGCCAAAGACUCCAAGCAGAGGAAGAGCUGCUGAUAGCAGCAAAGAGAACCUGCCUCUCUCCUGCCCUUGCCUUCCUCUCUCAAUGGCCCCAUGUAAGAAACUUGUGAGCUUCUGGAAAAAUGUAGAACGCAUCCAAUUACCCCUCCAGAAAUACAUCCACAAAUGUGA
This is a messenger RNA of Ceratotherium simum simum (southern white rhinoceros), 1124 nucleotides long. It is a transcript of the gene PLAAT5, whose product is annotated as phospholipase A and acyltransferase 5. Gene Ontology annotation, cellular component: cytoplasm. Gene Ontology annotation, biological process: N-acylphosphatidylethanolamine metabolic process. Gene Ontology annotation, molecular function: glycerophospholipid phospholipase A1 activity; A2-type glycerophospholipase activity. Lineage: Eukaryota; Metazoa; Chordata; Mammalia; Perissodactyla; Rhinocerotidae. The record is from RefSeq and is a predicted model, not a curated record.